Messenger RNA from Rotaria socialis, 1044 nucleotides. The record is from the annotation of a GenBank genome assembly. Lineage: Eukaryota; Metazoa; Rotifera; Eurotatoria; Philodinida; Philodinidae.
AUGGCUGCAGCUCUUAAAAUGGAUAAAGUUGAUCGUCCUCAAUUAGCACAACAUGAUUCGAGUAUUCUUGAUCUCGUAUUUGUUAUGGAUUGUACGGGUUCAAUGGGAUCCUAUAUCGCCAGUGCGACCAGUAAUAUUCGUGAUAUUGUCCAAGAAAUAGUAAUUAGUGAAAAAAGUGACAUUCGCUUAGCACUUGUCGAAUAUCGAGAUCAUCCACCACAAGAUGCUACUUUUGUUACACGUGUACAUGAUUUUACAGCCAGAGUGAAUGAAAUGAAAGGCUGGUUAACUCAAUGUGAAGCACAAGGUGGUGGUGAUGGGCCUGAAGCAGUUGCCGAUGGUCUUCAUGACGUUCUUAAAUUAUCAUGGCGUGAUACAUCUACUAAAAUUUGUGUUCUUAUUUCCGAUGCACCGCCACACGGACUCGAUCCCAACGGUGAUGGCUUUCCAAAUGGUUGCCCACUUGGUCUUGAUCCAAUUAAAAUUGUUCGAGAAAUGGCUGAAAAACACAUAACACUCUAUGUAGUUGGUGUUGAACCACCUAUUGUUCCUUAUCGUGAUUUUUUCAUGUCGUUGGCUUACAUUACCGGUGGACAAUAUGUUCCUAUGGCUACUUCGAAACUUUUAGCUAAAGUUAUUAUUGGUGGAGUACGCGAAGAAAUAUCGCUAGAUCGUUUAAUGCAAGAAGCUCAAGAAGAUAUUGAUAAUGAAAUGGCAAAAGCUGAAGCUGAAGGAGCGUCUGAAAAAGAAAAAGCCAAACGAAUCAAUCGUGUGUUUGCUUCGAAAAACAUGCGAUCAAAACAAAUGCAGAAUGUUUACGGUACUGCAUCAACCGUAGCCACAGAAAGCUUGUCAAAAUGUAUGAAUAUGAGCGAAAUGAAAUUUAAAUUUUCAUCGGAGCGAGCUCCUACUUCGGCUGCUGCUGCUGCUGCUCCUGCUCCUAUGCCAAGCACAUAUGAUCAUUAUGAACUAGUGGAGGAUGAACUUGUCACCGAGGAUCAAGCAGCACGAGUCUAUCAAAAAUGGUCAAAUCGUAAAAAAUAA